Molecule: messenger RNA, 1154 nt
Organism: Penaeus indicus
Lineage: Eukaryota; Metazoa; Arthropoda; Malacostraca; Decapoda; Penaeidae
Product: tRNA pseudouridine(38/39) synthase-like
Exons: 8
Coding region: 150-1154 (334 amino acids)
Biological process (GO): pseudouridine synthesis
Molecular function (GO): RNA binding; pseudouridine synthase activity
Source: RefSeq, a predicted model, not a curated record
AUUGGAAACGUUUCCAUAGACGUUUUUUCUGACUCGUUAGCCUUUUUUUUCCCGUUUUAAGGGCCGAAAACAGGGGGAGAAACUAAAAUUGAAACAACUCCAAGACAUCUCAUUUUCUUCUCUUCCUUGAGGCAUGAAAACCGUGAAAAAUGCCUGCCUGUUCUGCUCCCAAUUGCACAAAUAGGCCCGAGAGACCCAAUGGGAAAACAUUUCACCUCUUCCCCAAGGAGGGUUCGUUGAGGCAACAGUGGGUCAGGGAGGUUAACCGUGAGUACUGGACGCCUUCCAAGAGGUCACUCCUCUGCUCCGACCAUUUUACCGAGUCGUGCUUUGAUAAGACGGGCCAGACCACCAGACUAAAAGACAAUGCUGUGCCGACGCUUUUCGACAUACCUGCACCCACGAGGAAGAAGGCCAGGCCAAGAGAAGAGCCUCCGGAGACUGAGACGGUGGUUCCUGCACAAAGGGGUCGACCGAGGAAAAAACAGAAACAGGAAAUGAGCAGCAAGUUAAGCCGUGAGGAACUUGAGGCUAAAUUGCAGCUGCUUGAGGAACACAACAAGAAAUUGACAAAGCUGCUUUCACGGAGUCCACGACCCUCAACAGUGACUGAGACUAAGAAGACAGAGAGCAAGAAUAAAAACAUCUUUGUCUUCAGGUAUCCAAGGAGGCAGAUCUUGUUGAAAGUGGCUUAUCUAGGGUGGGACUACCAGAGCUGUGCAUCGCAGGAAGAAAUCCAACAAAGUAUUGAAGAUAAAUUACUGCAAGCACUUCUGAAAACGAAUUUAACAGAAUCUAUUAUUAGUUCAAAGUUUGAAAGGUGCAGCAGCAACAGUGAAGGCUUCAGCCCCUUCGACCAAGUCAUCUCUAUCAUAGUCCGAAGUAAUCUCAAGUCCGGCCUGGGAGUCAUUCCUCCGGACAAAAAAGCAGGGUCGGCAGUGGAAGAGAACCCAACAUUGCCGCUGUGUGCAGAAAAGAAUGGCGAGCAGGAGAUUGAUUAUGCAAGAGUAGUGAAUGAAGCUUUACCCAUGGAGAUUCGGCUGCUGGCUUGGUGUCCAGUUCAGGCUGGAUAUUCGCCCAAAUUGACAAGCCCCAUAAAAACUUUCAAGUAUUUUUUUCCAAGAGGAAGCUUGAAUAUUGAGAAUCUGAGGUAG